UCUACCUACAACCCCAAUGAAACUCCGAUGUCCUAUCCUACUUUUGGUAAAAUUGGGGCGUUUUGUGGCACAUUUUGACUAAUCAGCAGCCCUCGCCAGUCACCUUCGCUUAUCGCUGGUUAAUCAAAAUUCAGAACCUGUAUUUUGCUGCAUAACAACUCGCUUCUAUCUCUGAGCUCAGUUAAACUUGAAAGCACACCAUUUCAAGCUCAGCUUCCGUGCGGUUAAACCCUAGUAUAAGUGGAUUCCUCCUGAACCCUGACUAAUUUUAUAUGUGACAUACAUAUGUCAGGGGCAGUAGGAAGUUGUUGAGAGUAGAGGAUGAGUACAAAGGUUGACCAGACAUCUGCCAUUGAACUUAACACUGUCAACAUGUCAGCAACAACUACUUCAUCCACAACAUCAACUACAGGCCCAAAGGUCUCUAGGUUUGCUGCAAAGACUGGCUUUGUUAUACCAAAAAAUAAAUUGUCAGGUUCAUUGGUUCCUAUCGUCCAAGGAGGUAAAAAACCAGGAGGAAAUGAUACUGCCAAUGAAGAUAAUAUGAACCAUAUUCAGAGGAAAACAAAAUGGGGCCCUGAUCUGACACAGGAUUUUGCUGUCAGAAGGGGAAGAGCCUUAGCUUAUCAGACUCGGGUGGAUCAGAUUACACAGCAGCUAAAGUCAGGAAAUCUGAAUGUUGGGGAUCCCGAAGACUCACCCUUAGCUGCUCAGAAUAUGGUUAAAAGAUCUUCUGAUACUCAACUUGAUAGUGAGAAAUCAGAACUUUUGCAGCUUGAAAGACGGGAAGCUAUUGGUGAAAUACUAAAAUUGAAUCCAAGUUACAAAGCACCAGCAGAUUAUAAACCUUCAUUGAAAGAGGCAACGGUUCCUAUCCCUGUGAAAGAAUAUCCCGGAUGCAAUUUUACUGGUCUAAUAUUUGGUCCUGGAAGUGAUACUAAGAAGCGUCUAGAAAAGGAAACUGGAGCUAAAGUACAAAUUUAUGGCAUUAAAGCAAAUGCUGGAGAGAAGGUUGAAAUUUCAUCACCUGAAGGUAUUGAAACCCAGGAUGCUUAUGAAGAGUUGUAUGUUCAUCUAUCAGCUGACAGCUUUGAGAAAGUUGAUGGAGCAGUUGCAAUUAUUGAGUUGCUAGUUAGUUCAAUAUCAGGAAAUUUAGGUACUAGUUCGGUGCCCACGAUAUUUAGAAAUGAUGUGAAUGUUUGUAGUCAAACGCUGGAUGUAGCUGUGUCGUGUGUGACUGAUGCUGCUUUAAAUCAGCAAGUGCCGCAACUUACACUAGCUUCUUCACAAGGUCAGUUUCAAUACCAUAAUUCAUGGUUCUCUACAGGCCUGACACCGCUGAAUUUUUCAGCACCAAUUCCCAACAGUUCUGUGCCUGCACAGUCCUCACCUUCAGGCCUGCCUUCACUCUUUGGGUCCCGACCAGCUGCUGCAGCUGGAUACAACUCAAUUAUUCAAAACUCAUCCUUUGUUUCAUCCAGCCCACUGCUGCCAAGACAAGUAUUAUCACAGCCAUAUUUGCCUCAGAUGCAUCCUUUGGGUCAUUCCGGCCCUCCUAGAAAUUUUCUUGUCUCGAAUCCGAAUCCUCCAACUCAACCUAGCAUUUUGUCCCCACUACCAUAUGCUGGAAGCCAGCCCCAAGCACUGGGGCCACUCCCUGGGACAAGACUAUCAAUGCCUUUGUUUCCUCAAACUGCAUCAAGUGUUUCAUCAAGACUGCAACAAGAGCAACCAAAGGUACCUGCAGGAAGCUCCACAGGUUGGUCAGGCACUUCUGCAUCCCUAGGUCUGAACAAUGUUGGGCAACUGGCUCCACCAGUAGUUCUUUCCCAGGUGCCUCAUCCUGUAGUUCCACAACCGGUUUUGGCAUCCAAUUCGAUGGCCCCUGCAAACAUUUCAGCAACUUUUGCAACAGGGCAAUCUGGCCCUUGUUUAUCCAGUGUGCCUGUUAACCGUCCUUCCAUGUCUUUUGGUCCUGGCCCUUCACUAGUGUCUGCCCCUGCAUUAUCAGCUAUUUUACGUCCAACAGCAGUGUCUGUACCUAUGCCUGUACCAACACCAAUGCAAUCCUCCUCUCCUGUCAUUUCCUUGGCACCAUCACCGAGUCCAUCUAUAAAUCCAGCAAUGGUAUCUGGACCAAUUUUCUCACGAGUGCCAUCCAUGUCCUUGUCACCAUCUUUGCCAGGAGGAAUUUCUGGAUCUAUUUCUGGAAACAUGGCAAAUUUUGCUCCCCUAAAUCAACCUGCAGCAUUAGCUCCAAGACCACAACAUGGAAGUUCUGGGGAUUUCACAUUUCAACCUCACCAGGGUCCAGGCUCUUCAAUGGUUCCAAGGCCAGGCAGUCAGGCUGCAAAUCCACUUGUUCUAGACCCCAGAUCAGCAGUUCAACUGCAGGCACAUCACGCACCAUCUUUCCAGUUUGGUGUACCCAAUUCUACUCCCCAACCAGUAAUGCAAGUGUUUCCUGGGCCACUGAGUGGCAACCAGAUGGGUUUGCCUCAAACUCACAUGUCUUCACCGCUCACUGCUAACCCAAAUGCCAUGUCUGCUUCACUCCGACCUCCAGCAUUCCCAAGCACUGGUCCUGCUGCAAAUGCAACUCCAGUUUCACAAAUGGGAUUGAGAAACUUUGUUCCAUCUCCCCCAACACCCAAUAUGGCUGGUCCCUUUCCUUCCAGGCCAGCGCAUUCUUUGCAACGUCAGCAGCACUACCCAGCUAUGCCAACUAGGCCAGGAAAUUUUGCGUCUCCAAACCCACGAUUUGCCAGUGGUCCUUUCCUGCAGUCUACUAGACCUACGUCUGGUCAUUCUACUGGACAGCAAGUUUAUGAUCCAUUCUCUCCCACUUCUGUUCCUGUUUUAUCUCAACACCAGGGAGGUGAUAAAGCAAAAGCAAGAAAAGAGGAAAGUGAUCCGGAGUAUGAAGAUUUGAUGGCUUCAGUAGGAGUAAAGUAGUAACCAUUUUCAUUAAUUUGUUGUGACAGCCACAAUCGGGAAAUGAAAUUUUACAGUUUUCCUAGAAGUUGAUUCUCUGUUUGAAGAUCUUAUAUAUAUAUAUAU
Molecule: messenger RNA, 3060 nt
Organism: Durio zibethinus
Lineage: Eukaryota; Viridiplantae; Streptophyta; Magnoliopsida; Malvales; Malvaceae
Biological process (GO): regulation of mRNA splicing, via spliceosome
Cellular component (GO): nucleus
Molecular function (GO): mRNA binding
Source: RefSeq, a predicted model, not a curated record